Molecule: messenger RNA, 14520 nt
Organism: Caenorhabditis auriculariae
Lineage: Eukaryota; Metazoa; Nematoda; Chromadorea; Rhabditida; Rhabditidae
Source: the annotation of a GenBank genome assembly
AUGUUGGAAGUUAUCUAAAGUUUAAAAAAAAUCAGCUUCAACGUUUUUCCAUAAGAAAAUUGAGCGAAAAUCGGCUUCUCAAUUUUUACAAUCAUUUAUUUUUGCAAGGCUCUUUUUUUUCGUUUGAAAUUUCGCUAUAUAAUGACUUUAAAUCAAUUUUAAAACGAUAAACGUGACUUUAAGCUGAGCCAAUAACUGAAUUUCCGUCUGAAAAAGGUUCAAAAUAAACUGAAAAUGGGCCUUUUCUCACGAAAAAUGGCUCAAAAUCAAGUUUUCUAGGAAAGUUCGAAAUUAAAAAUACAAUUCUCAGACCACGCCCGGAUCUACGACUACGUGGCGCAGCAUUUCAUCGCCACUCUCAUGUCUCCUUGCAUUUAUGACGUCACUACUAUUAGGUAGAGUUCUAGGGAACACUUUAGGGAUCAUAAUGGAGAUCGGGAAUUUGUCAAUAUUAAUAGGAACUAUCAGUGACGAAUUAGGACACAUAUAUGACGUCAUUGCUACUAGAUAGAGUUCUAGUGACCACUCUAGGGAUGAAAAUGGAGGUCAGAAAAUUUUUAAUGGUAAUUUGAGCUAUCGGCGACAAAUUCGAACGGAUAUAGGACGUCACAACCAUUAGGUAGAGUUCUAGGGGACACUUUAGGGAUGAAAAUGGAAGUCAGAAAAUUUUUAAUGGUAAUUUGAGCUAUCGGUGACAAAAUAAACGACUAUUAGGUUAGUUUUAGGGGAUACUUAAGGGAUAAAAGAACUUAGAAGUGAAUUUGUGUUUCAUUUGAACUAUCGGUGACAAAAUACGAUAGAUCUAUGACGUCACUACUAGAGUUCUCAAAAUGACCAAUUGAAAAAAAGGACAUUUUUCAAAAACGAAAAAUUUUCUUUUUGACAUUUCAAACGAAUUUCGUUUUUGAAAGAUCAACCAAAAUUGAUCACUUUCAUUCUUUUUCAUUUUGUGACUUUUCAAAUAAUGACUGAAAAAUAAAUGGUCAUUUUCUAAACAAUCAUAUUCUGACUAUUAAAUAAAUGUUCGUCCUAAUGACCAAAUUUUUUUGAAAGUGAAAAAGUAAAUGUUCAUUUUUUUGACCAAAAUUUCCGAAAUGAACUUUACAUGUUUACUUUUUGACCAAAAAUUUUUCAAAAAGUGAAAUUUAAAUGUUUACUUUUUCGUACAAAAAAAUUUUUUUUGUCAACUGUGAAAAAUUAAAUGUUCAUUUUUUGGCCGAUAAUUUUCGGAACCUGGAUUUUCCGAACCACAUCAAUACUUUUCCUUUUUCCUCAUUCAAUUAAAUCUCCAGAUAGCACCUUUCUUCCGGUCUGCUCAUUUUUGACCGGUUCCAUAUAAUUUUUCUCGGCCUUAACCGGCUUUUAGCUUUGCCCAGAUUUAUUAAUUUAUAACCAGAAAUUAGUUUGAAUUUCGAAGUAAUCAAUUCAUGAUUUCAUUUGGAGAAGACUGAGACAAAAUUGACUCCGACACAGAUACUGCCAAGUUCCGUAAUAGUAAUGAAUAAAGUAAUGAAUAAAUGUUUACCUUUUUUUGAAAAAAAUUUUUCAAAGUGAAAUUUGAAUGGUCACUAUUUUGACCAAAAAUUUUUUUGAAAUGAACUUUAAAUGUUUACUUUUCUGACCAAAAGUUUCAAAAAUGAAAUUUAAAUGUUCAUUUUUUUGACCAAAAUUUCCGAAAUGAAUUUUUAAAUGUUUACUUUUUUUGACCAAAAGUUUGAAAAAUGAAAUUUAAAUGUUCAUUUUUUUAACCAAAAAUUUUUUUCGAAAAAAAUAAGUAAUUGUUCAUUUUUAAAUGCUCAAUUAUGAAAUUUAACCAAAAAUGAAGUUUUUUUAACAAACGGUUCAAGUGAAAUUUAACUAAUUGGUCGAAUUCAUCAAACGUUCGGAAAAUGUUUGGUUGAACGUUCGUUCAAACAUUUACUUUUGAGAACUCUAGUCACUACCAUAAGGUAGAUUUCUAGGGAACACUUGAGGGAUGAAAAUACAGAUCAGCGAUUUUUCAAUGUUAAUUUGAGCUAUCCGUGAGCAAACACGAUAGAUUUAUGACGUCACUACUACUAGGUAGAGUUCUAGGGAACACUUGAGGGAUUUACAGGGAUUUUUCGAUGGAUGUCAUAGUCAGGUACACUGCUUUGAGAAAAAUGGGAAAUUUGUUAUUUUCACUUUUAGAAGUCUAAAUUAAUAAGAAAGCUUCACAAAAUACGUUUCUGGCAGUCAAUUUGAGUGCUACAAUCUUCAAAGCUUCCAUUUUGAUUUCCAAAAAUUCAGAAUCAAAUGCGGAGAGGAGGAGUUCUCGGUCCAGGGGAAGACGAUGCGAGAACCCGGUUUCACGGCGGUUCUAACUUGGAUGACGCCGGAAGAUGACGUCAAGGUGCCGACGUCGUUGACCAAGGGCGUUCAGAUCGUCUUGAAGUAUGACAGUAGCUUUUUAGGGGUUCUGCAGCUUUUUAUUAAAGCUGAAAGUCAAAUUUGUACUAAAAAAUGAGCUUCCUUGGCCUUUUUUAAUUGGAAACAUGGGAAAAUGCGUUUUUUUUUGAUGGUUGAGAUUUUUUGAACGGAUUUGACUGAAAUUUAAGACUUCUUGAGCCCGAAUUCCAAAAAAAAAAAUGAACCAACGGCGUUCAGAUCGACUUAAAGUACGAAAACUGAUUUUUUUGGGAUUCUGUAGCAAUUUUAAACGAGGAAAAAGUUAAUUUUUACCAAAAAAAGGGAUCAAUUGGCCUUUUUUUGACCAAAAAGAGGAAAAAUGAAGACAGAAGAAAGAUGACAGUGUGAGUUAUUGAUUGAAUUCGGAUGAAGUUUAUCUGAAGAAAUUUUUAAUUCCAAAUUCAAAAAAAGGAAUAUGGGCGUUCAAAUCGUUUUGAAAUACGAAAGUGGCUUUUUAAAUUCAAAAUUAAACGGGAAAAGUUGAUAGGACGGCGCGCAGUAAAAAUUUAGGGCCUUACUAGUUAGAAGCGGAUUUUGAAAAAGUCUAUGAAAAAGGUUUAGCAACAGUGAGAGUUCCUUUCUCCAGUCAAAAAAGAUCGAAAAACCUCUAUUUUUUGACACUGACACUUUGAAGGCAGCCUUUGAGUCUGAUCUCGACCGAAUCACUAUAAACUUGUCGAAAUUCUUAAUUUGGCCUUUUUUUGACCCUUCAAUAUGAAAAUUCUCCUCAUUAGGGACGCCGAACUGUCAGCGAGAGAAACGACGCCGCCGAGCUAUCUAACCGAGUCUGAACUGAUUUCCUUGAUGGAAAAACAUGGAAUCGGAACGGAUGCCUCGAUUCCGGUGCAUAUCAAUACAAUCACCCAGAGGAAUUACGUCACGGUACCUCGAAAAUCAAAGAAACUUUGAGGAGUUUGAAGAUUUUUAGGUUGAAAGCGGCCGGAGAUUGGUUCCGACCCGCCUUGGCCAGUGCUUGGUCAGAGGUUAUUGGAAGGUGUGGAAAUUUAUUUUGAGCCUCUGAAAGUCUUAUAAAAACCGUUCACUGCGCCAAUAACUGAAUUUUUUUUUUCUGAAAAGGUUCUAAAUGCACUGAAAAUGGACCUCUCCUCACGAAAAAUGGCUCAAAAUUUCCUAAUUGAAAGUUUCCGAGUGUCUGCGUCUCUCUGUUCCCUCACCCGGGAGAUAUGAAAAUAGCACGUCAACAUGAGAGAGUAACCGAGAGACGAGAAGGGCACAGAGAAGCUCUACGCUUUCGAGGCGCGAAAAACGGACUACCGGAAGUAUUUGCUUCAACAUGAAUUUUAAAAAAAUAAAAUACUCCUUUAGACUCCUAACGGCGGCCUGAAGAGACGCCAGAGAAGUAGGAGCGCUCUCGUUUCUCUGGCGUCUCUUCAGGCCACCUUGAACUCUCACCAUUCUUUUUUUAUGUCAUUUCUUUGAACUAAUUAAAAUCCUUCUCGAUUAGUAUUAGGGUGAAUUUUUAGGAGCACGAGGUGAAAUUGUGAAAUUAGCGAUGGGUUCUUUGAAUUUUUCUCUAGGUCGACCCUGAGCUUGUACUCCCCACAAUGAGAGCCGAAUUGGAGACCCAACUUAACUUGGUGGCCACUGGCCGGGCGGAUUAUAUCGCGGUGAACAUUAUAAAUUUUUCAAUCAUCAAAAUGACAAUUUCUAGGUCAAAAACCAUGCGUUGAAGAUGUUCGAGCUGAAAUUUCAGUACUUUGUGAAGAAUAUCCCGCUGGUCGACACGCUUUUUGAAGGUUUAUCCAGGGUUCGAUGAGAAAUAAGCACAUAAAACGUCGUUUUUAAUAUUUAGUUCAUUUUAGAAAAAGUAGAAUUUGGCAUAACAUUUAGAGGCUCAUUCAGGGAGAAAAACUGGGAAAAAAAUUGAAUUUAAGAAAAAAAUCGAAAUUUUCAAUUUAUUGAGAAGAAAGGUCUUAUUUUUUUCAGUGAUUUCUGUACUUUUUUUCAGUAGAUUUUAAGAAUAAUUUUUUUCACUAAAAAUUUUUUUUUUCGGAAAAACUAGGGUUAUUUUGAUCAGUUUUUAAUGAUUCAUUAGUCAAAAAAAUAUUUUUAAUAGAAGCGUUUUUUUAGUUGAUAAUGAGUGGAAGGUUGAAUUUUGAUGAAACUGAGAAGAUGACCUGCACAUCUUAGUAAUGCGCGGCAGUUUUAAAUUGUGUAGAUUUACGGGGUUAGAUCUAGAAACUAUAACAUUUACAGACAGUUCUAGGGGGUUUUUUUCAUUUUUUUAUACCUUUAGGGAUUUCCCAAGAUUUUUAAGAUUUUCAUCUUCUCCUUGGUAAAAAGUGUCAAAUUUUUGAAACACCUUGACUUUUGAACCUACAGAAAGUUUUUUAGAAAAUUGCUGACCCCUAGAAAAGUCUAUAAGUUUGAAGAUUUUUUUCAAGAAAUUUGAGCUUUUACUUGGAAAAAAAGUAUCAUAUUCUAACAUCAAGAUUUUCAAACCUACAGAAAGUUUUUCAGAAACAUUUUCAGCCUCUAGAAAAAUUCUAUAAGUUUGAAGGUUUUGAAGAAGUUUUGCAAUAAAGAGAGUAUCAUAUAAGAUUUUAGAACCCACAAAAAAACUUUCAGCCUCAUUCACCACACUUUCCGACUCCGGGAAGCCUUUCAGUAGGUGCGGAAAAUGUCGAAGAUACAUGAAGCUCAUCCAGACGAUGCCCCAACGGCUUUUCUGUUCCACUUGUCAAGUUUGAUGAUUUUCAAAAGAAAAUCUUCAAAAAUACAUUUGUAGGACACCUAUUCAGUUCCGAACUCACGUGAUGGCUCUUUAAGGGUUUUGGGUGAUUUGAAAUGUCCCUUGGAUGAUUUUGACCUCGUUUUUUGGCAGGUAAGGUUAAAAAAUGUUUUAGGUAUGCGGGUAGAAUAAAUAUUUGGAUUUUCAUAAAGUCCUUGGAAUUUUUUUUGAGAACCCCUCUCCCCUCUAAGUUUCAAGUUUUAGCUCUUUCAGAUUCCCCCAGAUUCCAAGCUUCAGCUCUUUGAGAUCCCCCUCUCCGGAUUCCAAGCUGUAGUUUUUUUAAGAACCCCUCCCCUUUUUCCUCUAAGUCAUAACCCCUGAGGUUUUUUUCUUAAAUGUCUUCUUGAAAUUUUGCCAGAUUGAAGGUUGUUGAGAACGCCUCCCCCUUCAAUUUUUGAGCUUUAGGUCUGAAAUCGAUUUAAAUGAACCUGAACUGCUCCUUAAAUCUUUCUUCAAAUUCAAGCUGAUCAAAAAUAAAUUUUUCAAGGGACCUGGCGGGAAAUUAUCGAGAAGCUACCCGUUGUGCCCGUACUGCUACAAUAAUCCGCCCUUUGAGAAGAUGAAACAGGCUUCCGGAUGUGAUAAUUGCCCACAUCCGUCUUGUCCCAACUCUUUUUCGUUAGUCCAUUUUGUAAUUUCCAAAAAAAAAAAUGGAAAUUUUUAGGAUGAUGGGCGUUUGCGGGUGCUUGCAGGACUGUGGAGGUUUAAAAUUUGUCAAAAAAAGUUCUAUCAUCAUUUUUCAUCAGGUGUUAUGGUUCUUGACCCUCAAUCGCAUCCGAAAUGGCGAUUGGCUUGCAAUAAAUGCGCCUCUGUCGUCGGUCUAUUUGAAGGGGCCCUUAAAGUGAAAGUCAGCUCGGAGGCAUCUUGCUCCGAAUGCGGGGCUCAACACGUCAAAGCCGAGUACAAGGUGAUUUCGGGGAAUCCAGGAAAAUAUUAUAAGUGAAGUAGUUUUUGCUCAACUUUUUUCAAGGCCAUUGGAUAGUUCUCAUCGAAAGCCAUUCCAAAUGCGGUCCUUGCCGGUUGAGAGUUCAAUUUUCUGUGACUUUUAGAGUUUUUAAGACACAUUUUUAAUAGUUUCGAUUUGUGCAAAAGCUUUCAAGUUUUGAAAAAUCAAGGAUUAUCUGCAAUUUUUUUAGAGUAAGCCAUUCCAAAUGCGGUCAUUCCGACUUAGAGUUCGAAAUUCUGUAAAAUUUCGAUAACUUUUCCUAAUUUUAGAGUUUUGGCACACACUUUCAAUAGUUUAGAUUCGUCCAAACACUUAAAUUUUGAGAAUAAUAGGAAGCUUUUCUGAAUUUUCUCCAAGUAAGCCAUUCCAAAUGCGGCCUUUCUGGCUGGAAGUUUGCAUUUUUUUUUCGAUACUAGACACACUUUUCGAAAAGAUCCAAUAAGUCGGAGCUACCUGAUUUUUAAAAAAAGUGGUUCUGGAGCAACUUUCAAAAAGACAAAGAAACUUGGGUAAUUUUGUUAAGAACAGUCAUUCCAAAUGCGACCAUUCAUAUCGAAAUUUCUGCUUUUAGAGCUUCUGAGACCAAUUUUUCGAUUUUUUCGGAGGUAUCAGUAAAAAAUAAGUGAAAAAUUGACUGAUUUUCGGAAUUUUUUUAGAAUGAGCCAUUCCAAAUGCGACCAUUCCUCUCGAAUUUUUCGUUUUUAGAGUUUUAAGACCUAUUUUCAAUAGUUUUGAUUGGUCCAAAGCCAUCAGAUAGCCAUCUUUUUGAAAAAAUACAGCUGUUUGGAUUUUUCUUAUGAUUAAGCCAUUCCAAAUGCGGGCUUUCCGGUUGAAAAAUUCGAAUUUUUUUGUGAUACUAGAAAAAAACUUUCAAAGUAUUCCAAUAUAUCCAAAGCUAUGUGAUUUUAAAAAAAUUCAAAAAAAUCUAAAAGCUUCCCAAAAAUUCCCUUCAAAAAAGCCAUUCCAAAUGCGGUCAUCUUGUCUUUUCCAGCCCGGCCAAGGAAAAAACCCCCUGAAUGGCGACUUGAACUACGAGGGCUGUUUAUUCUGCGACGCAGCCAAGAAAUUCCCAGAAGCCGUCAACCUGAAUCACGCCUACCUCUCCGAAGAGGUCCGACAGCAGAGGACCUUCGAGGCGGCAAGGGGCGGACGAAGAGGCCGGGGAAGGGGUCGCGGAAGGGGUCGUGGGAGGGGUCGAUGAAGGGAUUUUAUGAUUUUCAGUUGAUUCCGUGAUUUUUCGGCAAUUUUUAGGAGUUUUAAGUGGAAAAAAGUGAUUUUGAGACGAUUUUUAGGGGUUUGAAGUAGAAAAAAAAUGACUUUGGAAGAUUUGAAUUGAAUUUUUCAGCAUUUUGAGGAUUUUAUAAGAAUUUUGGAAUGACUCAAGUACCUUACAGUUUCAAAGAGUGUACAUUUUCAAAAAUAAAAGUUUUUUUGAGUUGAUUCGUAUUGAACAUGAAGAGCUUGGAAUUUUUUUUGUGGAUUUUUUUGAAGAUUUUUUUGAGCUUCAAGGCUAUUUUUUUCAUGGCUUUUUAGAAUAUUUUAAAGAUUUCUGAAAAAUCUCUAAAGAGGAUUUUUUUGAAAAACUAGUUGAUGCGCAGUAAAUUUUAGUUUGAAAAUUGAGAUUUUUCGAGGCUUUUCCGAAAAAAAAAAAUCGAAAUUUAAUAUUUUGGUGGUUUUCAAAAAGUAUCACGAAAGGAUUUUUAAUUAUUAGUUGAUGCGCAGUGAAAUUUUAUUGAAAAACAUAGAAGAUUUGAGAUUUUCAAAGCGACCUUUUCGAAUAAAAACUGAAGAUAUUGCUAAAUAUGAGAUUUUUUUCAAAACUUUAAAUUUUUUUAUCGGUUUUUUUAGAGCUUUCUUCAUUUAUUUUAAAAAUAAUCCUUUUUCAAUUUCUUUUUUUCUGAAAUUCAAUAAAUUUCUGACAUAAUUUGUUAUUCGACGAUGCGUGUAAUUUUGUAGUUUCUUGUUGUUUUGUUAUAUUUUAUUAAUAAAUAAGUUUUCUUUUUUUCCGGAUUUUUAUAUACUUUCAAAGCUUUUUCUCAGCUCAUUUCGUACCUUUUUUUCGCAUUUCGUAAAAUGUUUCAUAGUUUUUUUGUUGAUAAAUGCCACCAAAAAAGGCGGCGCCAAAAAAGCAGCGGCUGCGGAAAGGAAGAAGGAACGAAAAAAAGGAGGCCAAAGGGGGCACGGCGGUGAAAGUUCGGCAUAUUCUCUGUGAAAAAAACAGGUUAUUUUAUCAUUUUUUUCAUGAUAAAAAAAGCUUCAGAAUGAUAGUAAACAAUGAGAAAAAUAAAGUUGAGGUGAAAUACAGGAAGAAUCUUUUGAAAUAUCGAUUUUUAAAAAAACUUUCUAUCUAUUUUUUUCCUUCCUUCCUGUGUAAGAUUUUUGAAAUUUGAAGGUUUUUUGAGGAUUUUUCAGCGGAAAAAGUUUGAUUUUUAUCACUUUUGAAGUUUCGGAGGAGACUUUUCAAUUCCUUCAUAUUCUUAAAAGGCACCUGGAGUAUUUAAAUAUUUUUUUUUUCAUUUCCAAGAGUUUUUUCUGCAAAAAUUUGUUGUUACUAAUUUUUCUUUUUUAUUUCGUUGUUUUUUUUCGAAUCUGAAACUCAUUCUGAAGCUUAUUAUCUGAGAAAAAUUCGAAAAACGUUUUAAGCGAGUUUUUUACUAUACUUCUCCUACAUAGAAGGGACAUUUUUAAUUUAAUUUUUUUUUUUACUUUUUAACAUUUUCAAAUUUAUAUGAACUUCCAUUCAAGAAAAAUGACAAUCCAGACGUUUUAUCGAGUUUAUAGGUUUAGCUACUGCAACUCAAAAUUUUAAGAAAAGAAUAAUGAAACAAAUAAUUAUUAAUUCAUAAAGGUAUGUUCAAAAAUUCUUCAUGUGCAGUUUAAAGGAGCGAACUUUGAAGCAUAUUUCGAGAUGAAGAGCUUUUUUCAGUGUUAUUUGAGGUUUUGCAAGACGUCUGCACUUACCUUUUUGAGGAUUGAAAAACAAUUUUUAUACGUUCCAAGAGCUCAAUUCCAUUGUUUUCCACCUCAAAACGGACGAAGUUUCUAGGGAAAAGCUCUGGAAGCGAUAGAAAAGUUGAAAUCGGGCAUGAAGUUCAACGAGGUGGCGGCGCAGUACAGUGAAGACAAGGCAAGAUCCGGGGUUCGUUUUCUUUAGCCUUCAGAGCAGAUUCUCUGCUAUAGCUGAUUCACGGUUAGCUUGGGACUUUAAGGGGCGUGGCCUGUCUGCGCUCUCCGCGAGCCAAACAAUAUCUCGUGCAUUAUCGUGUCAGGACCCUUUUUUCGAUGACUCAAGUCAGCCGUGAAUCAGCUAUAAAUCAAGGAAAAAUUGAAGAGUUUUUCGUCGGAUCGUGAAACUGUCGUUGAUCAAAAACGGCGUUUGGAGCAUGGAGCAUUUCUUUAUUGAAGUAGUGUUAAUAGGCUAACCUAAUAGUAAUCAUAAGAAAAAUCAAUCAAUCAUCAUCAAUUUCAGGGCGACUUGGGCUGGAUGACCCGCGGCAGCAUGGUUGGACCUUUUCAAGACGCCGCCUUCGCCUUGAGCAACAGUUCCUGUGAUAAACCAAUCUAUACCGAUCCGCCAGUCAAAACCAAAUUCGGCUAUCAUGUCAUUAUGGUCGAGGGGAAGAAAUAAAAUCGAUUGUUGAUUUUGUUAUUUUUUUCAUUUUCCAUAAAUAUUCCCAUUUUUAACUUUACGUCGCGUGAAAAAUGGUUUGUACCAACUCUAACUCGAUCGCCGUGAUAUAUGGUAUAUUUUUUGUAAUACUUGAUCUUAAUGCAAAUUUCGCUUCGAGGCAUGUGCUUUUCGAAUUUUUCCAAGGACGGAUUCGAAAAAGUGUGAAAAGUGCAAAGAAGAACUGUGUUUUUUGGGUACUGUAUAUUUCUCGACUGCGAACACCGCGUCAUUGCAGACCGUGCAUUUCAUUUUACGCGCCGCUCUUGUAAAUUUACGAGAAUUUCAUGGAGUUUUCCACCGUAAAAUUUUUUUUAGAACUGUUUGCUGAUAUUUUUUAUAUUUUUUUGUGAUCCUUAUCAGCAUCAGACUUGCUAUUUUGAACCUUUUUCUGUUAAAAUUGGACUCGAAAAGCACCCUUUCGAAAGAACCUUCUAUUGUAUAUAAACUAGAAUUAUUUGAAAUCGAUCUAUUUUUCAUUCUGAAUCUCGAAAUUUUUAUUUUGCGAUGAAAAAAAUUUGAAAAAAAGUACACUAAGAAUAACUGACGAGAUAAAUGCGAGCUCGGUGGCGGUACAUUGACUAACUCGCAAUAAUGUCGCUUUUUUCUAGGCGCGAUCCCGCAUUUAUCUCGGCGCGACCUCGCAUUUUUCUCGGCGCCAUCUCGCAUUUAUCUUGCAUUUCGGAAAUUUUCAAAUUGCGAGAGAAAUGCGAGCUCGCGCCUAGAAAAAUGCGAGCUCGCGCCCAAACAAAUGCGAAACCGGCGCGAGAAAAAAUGCGAGAUGUUUGCGAGCUCGUCAAUGUACCGCCAGUGUCUCGCGUUUAUCUCGGCAGUUAUUCUUAGUGUAAACGCGCCUUUUGUUCUCUUUUUGCAGAUAAACCGUGCACUUUGUGCGUUGCUCGCCACGCCCAUAUGUUUUUUUUUCAAAAAAAUUUAUUUUGUUGUUUACUUCAAUUUUUACAGUGUUUCUGGGUGUUUUUUGUGCUUUAUUACUAAUUGGUGUGAAGCCAGCUUAAUUGGAAUGUUCUUCCGGAAUAUAUUUUUGUCGAAAGUGGUUUUAAAAUCGCGUUGAAUUGUAAAAGCGAUUUUUUUUAUUUUGGAAAUAGUUUACUUUGUUUUCGUCGCCAAUAUAUCGAUUUUGAGGCUUCGAAUCAUUACCUGUACAAAGUAGCGAGGUUUUGAGUGUAAAUUCGCAACUGUUAAAUACAAUUUCAAUGAGUCAUCGGGAGGCGGUGUUACGAAAGUUGGCUGACGUUUUCAUUAUUUUUUUAUCUUCAUAAAAAGCUUUUUUUGGAGAUUUAUUAAGACGUUCUAAAUCAUCAACCGAAGCUAAAAUAUUUCAAAUUUCUUGUUUUUUUGUUUCUUCAAAAAAACGUUUUUUUCAUGUAUAGAAAGUUUUAAAUUUUCCUAGUUUUUCACGGCCUUUUUCAUGAUAGUUUGUUCAGUUCCAUCAAAAGCUGAGUAAAAAAAUUUUUGAUCAUAUAAAAAAGAUCUAAUAUAUGAUUAUUCUACUAUCCAAACCUUCGUUUUUUGUGCUUUUUUGUUCAGAAGACUUAUUGGUUGAACUUUUUGAUCCUAAUAUCCAUUACAGAAACAUGGAUUUCUUGUUCGGCCGUCGGAAAACGCCAGCAGAAAUGCUGAGGCAGAAUCAAAGGGCUUUGAAUAAGGCGAUUCGCGAAUUAGAUCGUGAAAAGCAAAGGAUGGAAAUGCAGGAAAAGAAAGUGAUUGCCGAGAUCAAGAAUAUGGCCAAGAAGAAUCAAAUGGUAAAGAUUUAGAUUCAAUUUUGAAGCUCUAUUUUUUUGUCUAUGAUAAAUAAAUGCGUUAAAGAUUCAUAAAACGUUUCAAAAAUAAAAAGAUGUCGGAAAUUAAUAAAUAAAGUUUUUUUGGUGUUUUAAUUCGAUGUAUUUUGAUAUGAAGCUUGUUUCAAGGUCCCGUAUGCUUUUGGACAUAAUUUUGUAGCUGUUCUUUGAAAAAUAUGUUUUUUAUGUCAUUUUUAGCGUCGUUUAGAAAAAUAUUGUACCUUUGGAUCAAUAGUAAAAGUUUUUCUUCCUUCUGUAUUUUAAUAAUAUUCAAUUUUUCUCAGGACUCUGUAAAAAAAUCAUGGCCAAGGAUUUGGUCAGAACACGACGUUAUAUCAAGAAGUUCAUCGUCAUGAAGGCCAAUAUUCAGGUUUCAUAAUAAUUUCUAUACUUUUUGAAGGAAUAAAUUAAUUUUCAGGCGGUUUCACUCAAGGUCCAGACGUUGAAAAGUCAAGAGGCGAUGGCUUCGGUUGGUUUUUCGGAAAAAAAUGUCUAAUUUUGGGAUUCAGGCAAUGAAAGGUGUGACAAAGGCGAUGCAGUCGAUGAACCGACAAAUGAAUUUGCCGCAAAUUCAGAAGAUCAUGAUGGAGGUGAAGAUUAUUAUUUUUUUCUUGAAUUUUUGUUUCCCUGAAGUGGUGAGAUGUCCGUCCUUUCAGCCUAUAACUAAUAAAAAAAACCCAAAAAUCGUGAAAAUCUUGUAUUUGUCAGAAAAUUCAAACUGUAUACAGUCUGUACAGAUUUUAAAUAUCAAGCUCCGCCUUCACGGCUAUAAUACCUUUCGAGUUAAUUUUUUAUCCCGCGUGACGAUGGUCCUUUAAUAGCGCUCCAUUUUUGACGUCUUUUGUACCUUUUUUCAUAAGAAAUUCAUUUUUCAAACGUCUUUUUGAAUCGCCAAACUUAUUAAUCACCAUUUUUCGUUCAAGGAAUGUUCAGUUUUCCGAAAAAUAUUCACUUAAUUGAAGAUUUUUUUUUUUUCUGAGCUUGAAUAAUUGUUGGAUAACUGAAAAAUCAUCACUUUUUCAAGGAACAUUCAAUUUUUCAAAAAAAAUUCACUUUGAAGACGUUACUCUGGGCUCAAAUAAGGAAUAAUUUUUAACUCACCAUUUUUUCAAGGAUCAUUUGAUUUUUUUCUUAAAAUUUUUCACACUUUGAAGACGUUAUUCUAAGCUCAAAUAACUGUCCCAAAAAUCAUGAAUCACCAAUUUUUCAAGAAUUCAAUUUUUUUCUCAAAAAUUCUCAUUUUGAAGACGUUGUGUUUUGAGCUCAAAUAAUUGUUCCAAAAACUCAUAAAUCGCCAUUUAUCGUUCAAAGGUUGUUUAGUUUUCCGAAAAAUAUUCACUUCUUUGAAGAUUUUUUUCAAGAAUCAUUCAAUUUUUGCUCAAAUCUCUCACUUUCAAGACGUUUUUUUCCUAGCUCAAAUAAUUGCCCAGUAACUAAUAAAUCACCAUUUUCUGUUCAAGGACUGUUUAAUUUUACGAAAAUAAUUAUAUUCCUUGAAUAUUCGCUUUUUGAGUUCAAAUGAUUGUCAAGUAACUAAUAAAUCUCCUUUUUUUUCAAGAAUCAUUCAAUUUUGCUCGAAUCUCUCACUUUCAAGACGUUUUUCCUAACUCAAAAAGUCAAGUGAUCGCAAUUUCGCGUUGCAGUUCGAAAAGCAAAGCGAGAUAAUGGACAUGAAGGAGGAAAUAAUGGGCGACGCGAUCGACGACGCCCUGGGCGAUGAGACGGACGACGCCGAGAGCGAGCAGGUCGUCAACCAGGUGAGAAUCAAUCAAUCAAUAUAUCGACUUUAUCCAUUGUUUGCCUUCUCCAGGUGCUCGACGAGCUCGGCAUCCAGUUGGGGGAGGAGAUGGCGGGACUUCCGACGGCGGGCGGAUCGAUAGGCGUCGCCGGCGGUGAGAGAGCUGGACGACAGGCCGUGGCAGCAGGUGGAGGUGGAGCUGGAGGAGCUGUUGGAGGCUCAGCUGGACCCUCGGGCAAUGAUAUCGACGAUGAUCUGCAGGUAAACGAAGACCAUAAGUGAAAAAUUGAAUUUUCACGGGAAACUUUAUCCAGCCACCGUUUCUCUUUCUAAAGGAAAUUGGGCUGAAGAGUACCUAUUCAUGCCCAAAAAAAACCUCGUGAUAGAUCCUGUUUUCGAGUGAUAAAAUUUCAAAAGCUGGAAUUUUGGUCGAUUUUGCGAAUUUUAAAGUGUUAAAAAUUCUAUAGUUGUCACUUGACACGAAGACCUAUUACGAGAAUUUUUUUUGUACUGAAAUCCGGAGCUCUUGAAGUACACUUUAUCAAAAUUUCAACCUGAGCUAGAAAAAAGUUCCCUUGUCCUUCCUCGGUAGAACUCUAAAGUGGUCCCUUGAGUAUAAAUUCAAUCUCUUGCCUUCUCCUACCCCCUAAGUGUUCACUUAAGGCUAAAUAAGCAUUUUGAAAGUUUUCUUGAUAAUCAGUGAUAGUAUGAAUUUCAUACUAUGAAAUAGUAUAAUGAUUAGUUUAACUAUUAUAAAUACUUCAAAGGGGCACUUAAGUGAAGGUUCUGGAAUUAUCUAUCUUGCAUUCAAGUGGCAACUACAGUGUUCAUAACUCUUUUGAAAAUCGCAAUUUUUUUACUUUUGAAUAGAAAUACGUAUAUAAAAUCGAGUGACCGCUUCAAGUACUCCCUUCAGGGUUUUUUUUUUCCUAUUUUCAAGCGAAAGCUUUCAAUUGGUUUUUCACAAGGCCAACUUCAAUUUAUCACCCUAGUUUUUUUUAAUAAUUCGAUGGAAGCGCAAAAAUUGGUCCAUUUCGAAUGGCCACUCAAGUACCUUUUUUAUUCUUAAAUGAGAAGGCUGCUAAGUGGUCCCUUAAGAGGCCAGAUCCAAGCAUUCAUUAAAGGGUUUUAUUCUCAAAAUUACCUUUUCAAAAUCUUCAGGCACGCCUCGAUCAGCUGCGACGGGAAUGA